UCAAGAGUAACAGUAGGAUCUGGAGCUUAGUUCUGGGACGGAUGUAGGGGCUCAAGGGGCUUCACCCAGCCGUCCUCGCUCUAACACGCCCAGCUUCCCAGUGUUGAAUCCGGGCGGGUCGGUCGCGUCGCGCGCGUGGCGUCAUCGCGAGGCGCCGCGCGCGUCCAGAGGGAGCCGUGACCUCCCAAACGUGGGGACCAAUGCUGCAGUUAUUCCGGGCCGGAGCGGGGGCCUGGCUUCGGUCCUCGGGCUGCAAGGCCCUGAGUUCGCUGGCGGAAGAAGUAGUCCUGCCGAUGAAGAAGUCGGAGCCGGAGCCGCAGGCGAGCCCAGUUGUCCAAGAGCCUGUGCUGCGCCGAUGCGAACUCCCGGUCCCCGCGCACCGGCGCCCGGUGCAGGCCUGGGUCGAGUCCCUGCGGGGUUACGAGCAGGAGCGUGUGGGCCUGGCUGAACUGCACCCCGAUGUCUUCGCCACGGCGCCCCGGGUGGAUGUCCUGCACCAGGUGGCCAUCUGGCAGAGGAACUUCAAGAGAAUUAGCUAUGCCAAGACGAAGACAAGGGCCGAGGUGCGGGGCGGCGGCCGGAAGCCCUGGCAGCAGAAGGGCACUGGGCGUGCGAGGCACGGGAGCAUCCGGUCCCCGAUCUGGCGCGGUGGCGGCGUGGCGCAUGGCCCUCGGGGCCCCAAGAGCUACUACUAUAUGCUGCCCAUGAAGGUGCGAGUGCUAGGCCUCAAGGUGGCGCUGACAGUGAAGCUGGCGCAGGAUGACCUGCAUGUCGUGGACUCCCUGGAGCUGCCCACUGCAGAUCCCCAGUACCUGAUGGAGCUGGCCCGCCACCGCCACUGGGGCGACUCUGUGUUGCUCGUGGACCUGACACACGAGGAGAUGCCGCAGAAUGUCGUGGAGGCCACCAGCAGGCUCAAGACCUUCAACCUGAUCCCAGCUGUCGGCCUGAACGUGCACAGCAUGCUCAAGCACCACACGCUGGUCCUCACCCUGCCCACCGUCACCUUCCUGGAGGAGAAGCUGCUCUGGCAGGACUCACGCUUCUCACCCCUCUACCCCUUCCACCUGCCUUACCAAGACUUCCCCUGACGGGCACCACCUCGCUGCAGGGAGCGGCCACGAAGACUUCAGCCCUGGAGGGACAGCUCUGCAGAGAGCUAGGACAAGAUCCUGCCCUGGCUCUCCCUGGUUGUGUUUAAAAUAAAGUUUAUUUUAUUUUAAUUA
Heterocephalus glaber (naked mole-rat) is the source of this 1226-nucleotide messenger RNA. It is a transcript of the gene Mrpl4, whose product is annotated as mitochondrial ribosomal protein L4. NCBI's taxonomy places the organism in Eukaryota, Metazoa, Chordata, Mammalia, Rodentia, Bathyergidae. Gene Ontology annotation, cellular component: ribosome. Gene Ontology annotation, molecular function: structural constituent of ribosome. Gene Ontology annotation, biological process: translation. The record is from RefSeq and is a predicted model, not a curated record.